AACACUCCUCCCUCUGUACACCGACUACUGAAAUCAUCUCUCCAUUGAAACAGAAAGCUCUGCAAGCUUCACGAAUUCUCCGUCUGAUAAACAAGAAUGGCGACAGCGGAUAUAGCGAUGAAACCAGCUGAUUCAGGGGAGAAACACGAAAUCUGUUCAUCGAGGCACACGACGGCAAAACAGGGUGAGGGUUUGAGGCAGUACUACUUGCAGCAUAUUCACGAUGCUCAGCUCCAGGUCCGCCAGAAGAGUCAUAAUCUCAAUCGUCUUGAGGCUCAGCGGAAUGAUCUAAAUUCUCGAGUAAGGAUGCUUAAGGAAGAGUUGCAACUCCUUCAAGAGCCUGGAUCUUAUGUUGGUGAAGUUGUCAAAGUAAUGGGAAAAUCGAAGGUCCUAGUGAAGGUCCACCCCGAGGGUAAAUAUGUGGUUGAUAUUGAUAAAAGCAUUGAUAUUACCAAGAUUACACCUUCAACCAGGGUCGCACUUCGCAAUGAUAGCUAUGUCCUUCAUUUGGUUUUGCCAAGCAAAGUAGAUCCUCUGGUGAACCUUAUGAAAGUUGAGAAGGUUCCUGAUUCUACUUAUGACAUGAUUGGUGGACUUGACCAGCAAAUUAAAGAGAUUAAGGAGGUUAUUGAACUUCCAAUCAAACAUCCGGAGUUAUUUGAGAGUCUGGGAAUUGCUCAACCAAAGGGAGUUCUAUUAUAUGGGCCACCAGGUACCGGGAAGACAUUGUUGGCCAGAGCCGUGGCUCAUCAUACUGAUUGUACUUUCAUUAGGGUCUCUGGUUCUGAACUAGUACAAAAAUAUAUCGGAGAAGGCUCCAGAAUGGUUAGAGAACUUUUUGUUAUGGCCAGGGAACAUGCCCCAUCAAUCAUAUUUAUGGAUGAAAUUGACAGUAUUGGAUCUGCUCGUAUGGAGUCUGGAAGCGGGAAUGGUGACAGUGAAGUUCAGCGAACAAUGCUGGAGCUUCUUAAUCAACUGGAUGGGUUUGAAGCAUCAAACAAGAUCAAGGUUUUGAUGGCUACAAAUCGUAUCGAUAUCCUGGACCAGGCUCUUCUCAGGCCUGGAAGAAUCGACAGGAAGAUUGAAUUCCCAAAUCCAAAUGAAGACUCGAGGUUUGACAUCUUGAAAAUUCAUUCAAGAAAGAUGAACUUAAUGCGUGGCAUCGAUCUGAAAAAGAUUGCUGAGAAGAUGAAUGGUGCUUCAGGUGCUGAACUUAAGGCGGUAUGCACGGAGGCAGGGAUGUUUGCUUUGAGAGAAAGGAGAGUUCACGUGACACAGGAAGAUUUCGAGAUGGCGGUGGCCAAGGUUAUGAAGAAGGAAACGGAGAAAAACAUGUCGCUACGCAAGCUCUGGAAGUAAAAUUGUGUUUUCACGACGACUUAUCGAACUUUUCAUCGUUGUUGCAAAUGUAACUUUUCCAUAAAAACAUCUACCGAGUGAUGAUGAUGAUGAUGAAAAGUUGAAUUUCCAGCUUGAAAAAAAAGAAGACUGUAAUUCAAAUUUCAACCAACCCAAAUCACUAGUAUAAAUACUUUCUUCUAAGC
Cynara cardunculus var. scolymus (artichoke) is the source of this 1544-nucleotide messenger RNA. RefSeq names its product 26S proteasome regulatory subunit 8 homolog A-like. Gene Ontology annotation, molecular function: ATP binding; ATP hydrolysis activity; proteasome-activating activity. Gene Ontology annotation, cellular component: proteasome regulatory particle, base subcomplex. Bases 97 to 1359 code for a protein of 420 amino acids. Gene Ontology annotation, biological process: proteasome-mediated ubiquitin-dependent protein catabolic process. The record is from RefSeq and is a predicted model, not a curated record. The transcript is spliced from 9 exons. Lineage: Eukaryota; Viridiplantae; Streptophyta; Magnoliopsida; Asterales; Asteraceae.